AUCAAGUAAAUGAUGAAAUCCUUUUCCCUCAUUCUUCUCCUUCCUCUUCUUCUGCUCCUCAUCUGCAAUGUCGACGCUACUUCCGGCGGUUGGAAACCGAUCGGGGACCUCCAAGACCCCCACGUCAUUGACAUCGCCAAGUUCGCCGUCGACGAGCACAACAAGGAGGCGACGAGCCAGUUGAGACUCGUCAGCGUGGUCAAGGGGGAGACUCAGGUGGUGGCAGGCAUGAAUUAUCGGAUAAUUCUGAAGGCGGGAGUUGUCGGAGCGAAGGUGAAUGUAUACGAGGCCGUGGUGUGGGAGAAGGAGUGGGAGAAGUUCCGGAAGCUCAUCUCCUUCGAUCUACGUUGGACCCAAAAUUAGGUCAUCUGGAGAUGUUGGUUAAUGUACUUUCAGCGGUCUUUGUUGUUGGUGCUUG
Messenger RNA from Zingiber officinale, 418 nucleotides. Its product is annotated as cysteine proteinase inhibitor 1-like. The coding region runs from base 10 to 363 and encodes 117 amino acids. The transcript has a single exon. The record is from RefSeq and is a predicted model, not a curated record. Gene Ontology annotation, molecular function: cysteine-type endopeptidase inhibitor activity. Lineage: Eukaryota; Viridiplantae; Streptophyta; Magnoliopsida; Zingiberales; Zingiberaceae.